This is a messenger RNA of Ectocarpus sp. CCAP 1310/34, 940 nucleotides long. The record is from the annotation of a GenBank genome assembly. NCBI's taxonomy places the organism in Eukaryota, Phaeophyceae, Ectocarpales, Ectocarpaceae.
CGCGUUUGUGUGGUUUGACCACGGAUGAAAAUGACAGCGCCUGUCUCCUCUGGUCUCGUCGCUCCUGCUCCGACCGUCGCCUUUGCCGUCCUGUCCGCCGCCGUUCCCACUCGACCCAUUUGGGACACGUCCGUCGCCCCGGGGCGCACCGGAAGCGACGAAGGCGUGCCCCACGCCACUCUUUUCCUCCUCCUCCCGUGCGCGCACCAGGUCCGUGUGGGCCUCCUUCACGGAAUCCUCAAUCUGCUCAAAAGUCAAAUCAGGGGUGCGGUCCAAAAGUUUCUUCUCUAUCUUGUAGUCGGACGAGAGGGCAGACACUAGGUGGUCGUUUGCUUCGUUGUCAGGAUACACUGUCCCGUGCGACGCUAGUCUACUCCGCAAAAUAGAGAACCUACCGAAGUACUCUUGUGGAUGUUCGUUUGCAUGCAUUGCGAAGCCAUGGUACUCUUUCAAAAGUCUUUUCUUCUCCGCUUUCGCUUGUGGCUCGUAAUAUUUGAGGAAAAUCCUCCAGCCACCACUCGGGCUCCCGUCCGACACGAUUUCCGACAGAAUCGGCAUGUACGAGAUUGACGUGAUUAGCACAUUCCAUGCCACUAUAGCCUUGGCUACCUUUUGUUCGCCAUACUCAGUCUUCAGGUCAGUCAUACUGAUCCCCUGCCUCCCUACUGGGAUGUCUUGGUUGCUCAUCACUACUUCGUGAACAUCCUCCUGCGCAAAGCGUGCUACCAUGCUCGAUCGAAAAAUCAAAAGCUUCUGCUGCCUACUGUCCCCCGACUUAAACACACCAUCCCAAGGCUCAAUUCUUCUACUCUCAGUCAUACGAAGAGUUGCGGGGUGAGACACUGCACCGAUAUCCCCUGAGGUUUGGAGGCGACCGGCCAUGGCAGUCGCAAUCGCGUCGGCCAGCUCGUCUGCGGAGGGGUUGGGUGUUGGGCGCCCA